Molecule: messenger RNA, 2902 nt
Organism: Ictalurus punctatus (channel catfish)
Lineage: Eukaryota; Metazoa; Chordata; Actinopteri; Siluriformes; Ictaluridae
Product: zinc-binding protein A33
Exons: 6
Coding region: 443-1531 (362 amino acids)
Molecular function (GO): protein binding
Source: RefSeq, a predicted model, not a curated record
CAAGCUCAUUUACAACAAUCAACAAUUUAUGACCCGAGAUUAGCAUCUGUUCUCACAUAUCCACAUAGUCUCAACAAAAUGCCUUUGGCAUAAAUGGCAGAUAUAAAUAGAGCUGUUUGGCUGAUGGUGACUUAUUUAAAGGAAGAACAAUUGAACAGCAAAGUUCAGAGUUGCUUGAUCUCUCUACAACACUUAAAACUACUAUGUGAUCAGAUUUACGGACCUCAGUGACAGAAAUAAUAUAUUUCCCAGGACGCAAGGACAGUGGGUGCCAUAAUAGACACCACAAACCCAACCCCUUACCUUCGCCUGCCAGGAAUGGAAAAUAAAAGCUGGAGGCUGGGGUCUUGUGAUGAGGAAUCCUUUGCUGGUAUUGGGAGGGGGAAGACUUAACGUUUUUGUGGAGCACUGGACAUUGUGGAGCUGACAAUUUAUCGUGGCUAUGAAGACUCAGUCCGAGGACAUGCCUGUAAAACAGCAAGAACACUUCAAAAAGCAAAGGGAUUUUCUUGCUUACCGAAUGAAAAAACUGUCGGCAAAGCAAGAGCAUUUCAUUGAAAAGACAGCAGUACUGAAAGAAAAGAUCAGGAAGAAGUAUGAGGACAUGAAGCGAGUGCUGGAUGAGGAUCUGCGAAUCACAAUGUGUCAGCUAGACAUGGAGCAGGAGGCUAUGGAGAGAACCACUAAAGAGAAAAUAGAAAGGUGCUACCAACUAAUGCAGGACCUGGAGCAGCAACUGUCUGAAACUGACAAACAACUGGACCAAGACAAAGCGCACAACUUGGAUCGGAUUUCAGAGACAGAUAGAAGGAUAAUGGAGACUCUGAAUGUGACAGAUCCAAAGUGUAUCCAAAUGGAUGAGUUUAAGAACGAGCAGUUGCUAAGUUUAACUGUUAAUUUAUUGCUGUUCAUCCGCUCACAGGUUCCUGUUACUAAGAAGCUCUUCCAGAGCUAUGCCCAAGAGGUGGUUCUAAACCCUGAUUCUGCUCAUCCGAAACUCAUCAUUUCCCCAGAAGGAAACUCAGUUACAUACACGGACACCUGGCAGGAAGUUCCAGAAAAUCCAUUCCGCUUUGACACCACCCUGAACGUAAUAAGCCAAGAGGGUUUCAAAGAAGGGCGCAAUUACUGGGAGGUGCAGGUCAUUGGCAAAACCUACUGGGAGCUGGGACUCACCUAUCCCAGCAUCCCCAGGAAAGGUCAUGAGGAGCAGUGCUGGCUGGGGCGUGGACCCGAGUCCUGGUGUGUGGAAUACUUUAAUGGUGAUUACACAGCUUGGCACAAUGGAGUUCCCCAUGAACUCACCCAUUUAACCGGGAAGCAAUUCCAACGUAUCGGGGUCUUCUCCAGCUCAUAUGGGGGUCUCGUGUGUUUCAUUGGCUCAGACACCAUGACCCCGUUCUACACCUUUUGUGUAGGCACAUUUACAGAUGCACUUCAUCAAGCCGUCUGUCCUGGCCAUGACAACCAGGGGACUAACUGGAAACCACUGCUGAUCUGUGAUGCCUCCAGGUUUGGGCCCAUUCUGUGAUGGAAAAACCUGAGAGGACAGAGAUGGCUGAAUAAACUCAAUAAAAACAGCCUUGUACAGUAUAAAGGUGUGAUUGAAGGCCAUAAAAUGUAGGUAAAAGAAUGACAUGACACACAAAGCAGUAUUUAUGUUUUAAUACUGCAGAGUGCUUAAAUGUAUUAUUUUAGAUGAGUCAUUUAAGUCUAAUUUGGCCCUUAAAAUGUGGGGCGGGGUUGGGGGUCAGAAAAUGUGCCAAUCAAAUUAUGUAUAUAAAAUUUCACAUCAAGAUCACUUAUGCUUUUUUCUCUUUUAUACAAUUUUCUUUUUUUUCAUAGCUUCACAUCAUGUGUCCUGAGGGCAAUAUAAAAUGAUUAUAAUCAGACAAGCUUUUAAAACGUUUUCUUUCAGAGAUCAUUUUAUUUCAGCACAAGUGGAUAAAAUACACUUUCUCCACUUGUACAGUAUACCAUAGGUAAUCUCUCUAUGUAGUGGACAGUUUAUUAAAACUAACGCUACAGUAGCUGCCUCUGUAGAUAAUAAGCCAACGGAACAUAAUAUGAAAUCAAAAUCAUAACUUUCAUACAAUACAUGUGUUGCUCUUUUUGUUGUUGUUGGGUGUAUGUGUGUGUGUGUGUGUGUGUGUGUGUGCAGAUUAAUGCAAAUUUGUUUUUAUUCACAAAUAGGAAUUCUAGGAUAAAACUUAAUUAAAAGUAGUGUGAAAAAUAAUAGUUUGUCAAUUAAAUGCUUGAACUCACUACAAACCCACUGAUGAUGUUGAAGCCCACCUCAAAUAAACAAAAAUUCAGAAUAUUGUCUUUUGUGCUUUAGGUUUCUAGCAUUGGUGUAAAUUAUAGACCACACUUUCUCAAAAGUCCAAAAAAAAAAUUUCACACAACCAUUUGAUAAUGUGUAAUAAAACAAAUUAAAAUAAAUAGACCGCAAUGAUCAAAGUUAGGAUGACGAGCAAUACAAAAAAUACUGGUGUUUGUACAGCAAGCAUCAUCAUCAUAAAUAAGGAACUUCCCCUUUCUCUUGCUGGUAGGAUAACUAAUGAAGGAAGUAAUUCCAAAUCCGAACCAUAUACAGACAGCAAGUACUAUGAAGCUGCAGUGUGUAUUGUAGUAGGUUUUUUGAAAAGAGAUAGUUGUAGAAGCCAGUGAAGUACAAUUUAUUUCAAUGGGGUCAUUCGAGAAUAGUAAGGACAAAAAUGUUUUUUAAGGUAGUAAUAUAAGUCAAUAAUAAUAAACUAAUUAUACACAACAAUUUAUUGAUCCAGCUCCAACCAUUAACCACUGCAUUCCCCUGAUUCACCAGCCAGUUAUAUGUGUUUUCACAGUGGUAAUUAUAAUGGAUAAAAUUCAGUUAUUUCUACAAGUUCUUCACUACAAGAGG